AUGUGUAGAAGAUUUGGUAAGACUGACAGGGUUUCAUCUGAAGAUGAGAUCAACAAUGAUAACAAUAAAGUUGAUUUAUAUGAUAAAGAGAUUGAAAAGAUUAUGAACAAUUUUGAAGGAGUAGGAAAAAAUGUUGCAUCAAUUGCAUCAUCAUUUUUUAAUCUUACUGCACAAUCUUUACAAAAUUUCCAAGAAAAGGCUAAUGAGAUUAGUACUGAAGUAUUAAAGGAUGGUAAUUUUGAUCAAAUUCAACUGCAAGUUAAAGGAAUUUUUGGUGAUGAGGAAGAUGGAUUCAGAGUUACUGAUAAGAAUGAUAAGGGUGGAGUAUCCAAAGAAAUUGAUGUUUACUUCCCUCGUCCUUACCAAGACAGAGAUCCUGUUACUUUGAUCAACAAGCAUUUGAAAGGGUUUUUCGAUGGUGAUUCUCAAGGAUCAAUUACCCCAUCAUUUGGAUUUGGAGAUUUCUUUGGACCUUCAUGGAAACGUGGUAGAACUCCAUUUGGAUAUUAUUCUUUGAAAAAUCCAAAUGAAAGAAGUUACCGUGAUUGUAUGGCUAAAGAUGGACAAUCUGUUUGGGAUUCCAAUGGAUAUUGGAGAUGUUUGUUCCCCAAUGCAGUCGUUCCUCCUGAUUAUUUGAAAUUAAAGAAUGAACAAUAUAGUGAGGAAAUUCUCACUAAGGAUGAUUAUUUGGAUGCAAUUAAUGCAAAUGGGAUUGAUCCUAAUAGUAGUAAAGUUGAUUUGGGUACCAAGGGUCUUUUUUUCAAUCAAUUUACCGAUUAUUUGAAUUGGAAAAAUGAAAUGUACAAGAAUAUUAAACGAGAAAGACAAUGUUCAAGAAGACAAAAAAUAAUUGAAAAAGAUUUGAAUUUACCUAUUGAAUUAAAUAAACAAGAACAACAACAACUUUCAGAAUCAAUUGAUAAUAAGAAAGUUGUUUCAUAUUCUGUUCAAUCAUCAUAUCAAUCAGAUAAUGAAACCAAUUCAAUUGUUUUAAAUGAAACUAGAGAAGAAUACUACGAUGAUGGAACUUCAUCUACCAAGACAAUUACUAAAUCCAAGCCAUUCGAUGCAAAGGAUUGGACUAGUAUUGUUGAAAAGGUUAAUGGAGUUGAAGAGAAACACCAAACAUCAGUUGAACCAAACGGAUGGUUUUGGAAGAAUGAGAAAUGA
[Candida] anglica is the source of this 1170-nucleotide messenger RNA. The record is from the annotation of a GenBank genome assembly. Lineage: Eukaryota; Fungi; Ascomycota; Pichiomycetes; Serinales; Debaryomycetaceae.